AGAGAAACGUAACCGGCAGAUCAAAAGGAAGAAGUUUCAUUGGCCACAUAGUUACAAAUACAAGUAAUGCCUCUGAAAAGGCAUACGAAGUGGAUGACUUUGUAGCAAAAGUCCUUACAGGAAAGCUGACUACAGUGUUUCUUCCUAUAGUCUAUAUCAUUGUCUUUGUCAUCGGAUUGCCAAGCAAUGCCAUGGCACUCUGGGUCUUUUUCUUCAGAACAAAGAAGAAACAUCCUGCUGUGAUCUAUAUGGCUAAUCUGGCCUUGGCAGACCUUCUUUUUGUUGUCUGGUUCCCACUGAAGAUUGCAUACCAUGUAAAUGGCAAUAAUUGGCUAUAUGGAGAAGGUCUUUGCAAAGUCCUUGUUGCAUUUUUCUACGGAAAUAUGUACUGCUCCAUCCUUUUUAUGACAUGUCUCAGUGUGCAACGAUAUUGGGUUGUGGUAAACCCCAUAGUACAUUCAAGAAAGAAAUCCGAAAUUGCAUUGGGCAUCUCCCUUGCUAUCUGGAUCCUGAUUUCACUGAGCACCAUUCCAUUGUAUCUUGUUAAUCAGACUACUUAUAUUCCACAGCUGAACAUCACCACCUGCCAUGAUGUAUUACCUGAAAAUGUUUUGGCUCGCGACCUGUUCAAUUACUUCCUCUCACUCGCAAUUGGACUCUUCUUAUUGCCAGCUCUCAUCACUGCUGUUGCUUACAUAUUAAUGAUAAAGACUCUGAAUGCUUCCAUUUCAGACAUACACACAGGAAAGAAACGAAAACGAGCAAUCAAGCUUAUUAUUACUGUCCUGUCCAUGUAUCUCAUCUGUUUUACGCCUAGCAAUGUGCUGCUUGUUGUACACUACUUACUCCUGAAAACCAAUGGUCAGAGUUAUUUGUAUCUGUCAUACAUAACUGCUCUGUGCCUCUCUACACUGAACAGCUGUAUCGAUCCAUUUGUCUAUUACUAUAUUUCAAAAGACUUCAGAGAUAACUUUAAAAAUGCUCUUCUUUGCCGAAGUGUGCGGACAACACGGAGAAUGCAAGUGUCUCUCUCAUCGGGUAGAUACCCCAAGAAAUCCAAUUCUUAUUCCUCAAACUCAAACGGAACAACCAAAUCAACCUACUGAGUUCGGAGAGAAGUGAACCUUUAUUAGUACUUCUUAGAGGAUGUAAGUGACAAAGUUACUUUGUGCAAGAGUCUGAAGAAACAGCUUUGCUUCUAGAUUCCCGAAGAAGUCUUAAUUUCAGAACUGGUAACUGCUUAU
Tinamus guttatus (white-throated tinamou) is the source of this 1244-nucleotide messenger RNA. NCBI's taxonomy places the organism in Eukaryota, Metazoa, Chordata, Aves, Tinamiformes, Tinamidae. The record is from RefSeq and is a predicted model, not a curated record.